Hipposideros armiger (great roundleaf bat) is the source of this 1174-nucleotide messenger RNA. It is a transcript of the gene PHOSPHO2, whose product is annotated as phosphatase, orphan 2. The record is from RefSeq and is a predicted model, not a curated record. Bases 442 to 1167 code for a protein of 241 amino acids. Gene Ontology annotation, molecular function: phosphatase activity. The transcript is spliced from 3 exons. NCBI's taxonomy places the organism in Eukaryota, Metazoa, Chordata, Mammalia, Chiroptera, Hipposideridae.
ACGUAGGCUGCGCCUGCGCGGGACGCAGAGGCCGGGCGUGCGAGUGGGACUCUCCCGCCGACAUGCGCGGGGAGACGCCGCGGGAGCGGGGUGGAGGCUGAGGCGCCUGCGGACAUCCGGCCUGGGCCAGUGAAGAGACCGAGGGAUCCAGCCCGGCUUGGUGUUCUCGUUCUUAGUCAUCGCAUGCCUCGCGGGGGAUGACCCCCCAGUUAGUUCCAUGCGCUUACCUUCGGGGCGAGUCUGACAGGAGUUGAGAUCUCCAUUCCUUUGCUCCAAACCAGAAGACUUUGUUUCCUGCAUAUGGAGUAGGAGUAAUGUUGGUUAGAAACUGAGUGGCGUUUAAAGCUGAAGAUUGUGCUGACUGUUAAAGCUUUACCAUGAAGUAAGAUUAAUUGUGUUGGAAAUACUAAAUUGGGGUAACCCAAAUCUGUCUCUGGAACCAUGAAAAUUUUGCUGGUUUUUGACUUUGACAAUACAAUCAUAGAUGACAACAGUGACACCUGGAUUGUACGAUGUGCUCCAGAGAAAAAGCUUCCUGUUGAACUAAAAGAUUCUUAUAAAAAAGGAUUUUGGACAGAAUUUAUGGGCAGAGUCUUCAAGUAUUUGGGAGAUGAAGGUGUAAGAGAAGAUGAAAUGAAAAGAACAGUAACAUCAAUGCCUUUCACUGCAGGGAUGGUGGAGCUUUUAAAUUUUAUAAGAAAGAACAAGGAUAAAUUUGAUUGCAUCAUUAUUUCAGAUUCAAAUUCAGUCUUCAUAGAUUGGGUUUUAGAAGCUACUAAUUUUCAUGAUGUGUUUGAUAAAGUGUUUACAAAUCCAGCAGCUUUUGAUGGUAGUGGUCAUCUCACUGUGGAAAAUUACCAUGCUCAUUCUUGCAAUAGGUGUCCCAAAAAUCUUUGCAAAAAUGUAGUUUUGGUAGAAUUUAUAGAUAAACAAUUACAACAGGGAGUGAAUUAUACGCAAAUUGUUUAUAUAGGUGAUGGUGGAAAUGAUCUUUGUCCAGUAACCUUUUUAAAGAAGAAUGAUGUUGCCAUGCCACGGAGAGGAUAUACUUUACAGAAAACUCUUUCAAGAAUGUCUCAAAAUCUUGAGCCUAUGGAAUAUUGUGUUGUAGCUUGGUCUUCAGGUGUUGAAGUAAUUUCUCAUUUACAAUUUCUAAUAAACAAGUAAUAUGCCA